AUCAAUUUCCCACUUCCUCUACUUUGCUUCCCUUCACAUGUAAGCCCCUUUUUUUGCUUUUUUUUUUUUUUUUUUUUUCUAUAACAACUAGCCUACCUUCCUAACUUUGCACACUCUCUCUUUCUUUUGUGGCAAAGUGAAGACACAUAGAAAGAAAGUAAACACACACUGUUGCAAGAUCUACUAGUCAUUGAGUUCUAAUCCGGGGGUUGAUGGGUUCUAUGAACAACCCAAAUCCUUGGUCACCCUAUGCGACAUAUAGGGAUUGUAACCAAGGAAUUUGUAGCAUAUAUUGCCCACAAUGGUGCUCCAUCAUUAUGCCUCCUCCCCCUUCUUUUCGUUUUGGUCUUGGAGAUGAUAAUGAUCCUUCAGGCUUUCAAUUCUCUCCUCUCAUAGUAGCAGUCAUUGGCAUCUUAGCAAGUGCUUUUAUCUUGGUAUGUUACUACACAAUCAUCUCAAAAUACUGUAGGAGAAGGGGUAGAAACAGUAACACAACCAUGGAACUUAACCAUGAUCGUGAUUUCAUCAAUCAUGAAUCAUUGCAAGCUGCUUCUUCAGGAUUGGAUGAGACCCUUAUCAAGUCAAUCAAAGUUUGCAAGUACAAGAAAGGUGACGGGUCAGUUGAAGGCACCGAUUGCCCUGUUUGUCUAAGUGAGUUCAAAGAAAAUGAGAGUCUAAGGCUGUUACCAAAGUGCAACCAUGCUUUUCAUCUCCCAUGCAUUGAUACUUGGUUGAAAUCUCACUCAAGUUGUCCUCUUUGCCGCUCCAAUAUUAAUAUUAUUGCUUCUACCAAUUCUCUGCCACCUCAAGUACCAGCGCAUCCAAGCCAAGAAACUCCACCAGCAACUAAUGUUUCUGCUCUCCAAUACCAACAUGCCAAUGAUACUAUUCUCGUGGUACAAGAUUUAGAAGGUGGUGCUCAUGAAGAGGCUGUUGUUAGCCUUGUACUUAGUGGUGAUGUUAUGCCUAAAACUUCAAUUCCAGGUCUUGGACAUGGAGACAUUUCUCAAACAAGAGAUAACAUGAUUGAAAUUAGACAAGAUGGACUUCAGCCAUUGAGGAGGUCUUUUUCAAUGAAUUAUUCUGUGUGUCAAGGCCAUGUUUCAAUUGCUGACAUAUUACGCGAAGGCGACAAUGGUGAGGAAUGUGCAAUCGAGAUUUUGGACAUUGGAUCGUCAAAGGGACUUGAAGAAAGUCAUUGCAAGGCAGAUAAUAGAAAAGGAAUGAAGAGGUCGAUUUCCACAGGAAGAUUUAUGUUCACAAGGUAUGGGAAAGGAAGUAUUUCUGACAUUCCAAAUUGAUUUUUUUUUUUUUUUUUCUUCUAGAUGUAUAAUACCCACAAUAUCUUUGGUUCUGUAACAUAUUAGAGAUACCCAAAAGAAGAGAGAUCCUGGAUAUAAUUUGAUAGAAAGCAUAAACUUGCACUUGUGAAUCGGUAAACCUUUUCCUGCUUUA
Molecule: messenger RNA, 1455 nt
Organism: Quercus robur (English oak)
Lineage: Eukaryota; Viridiplantae; Streptophyta; Magnoliopsida; Fagales; Fagaceae
Product: RING-H2 finger protein ATL52-like
Exons: 1
Coding region: 213-1301 (362 amino acids)
Biological process (GO): protein ubiquitination
Molecular function (GO): transferase activity
Source: RefSeq, a predicted model, not a curated record